UUCCUCCCAGACCUGGACAAGCUAGACGUAUGACACACAAACACCAUGCACACUACGUCUCUUUCCUAACGUUUAAAAAAAAGAAGAUAGCCCAAAAACAUCCCCUAGCCUUUAACCCCUUAGCCGAUUGCAUGUCUGAAGGAACCAGAUAGGUGUAAACAAUAUUGCCCGAAACUCCCUGUAUCCCGUUGGAAGGCUAGGUGGAGCCGCCUCCAUAUUACUUACACCGGUCCAAUAAUUUCUGUUCUUCAAACACCAAAGGAUUUGGGGCUCAGUGCAAGAAAAUUGGAGUUGUUGUUGGACCAGGCAUAACAUUUCUCAUUCAAGUGUCUCAUUCUGACAGUUAAUUUUAUGUCCAGAAGGGGGAGAUAUUGGCUGAGGUUGAUUUGGACCCAACUCCAGUGCCUCACUGUUCCGGUAAGGGUCGAAAACAAAGCAUUUUGCCACAGUGCAGGUGCUCUGUGGGAACAAAAAAAAGGUGAUUUAUAAGUUCGCAUACUAUUAUGGGUGUAAACCUGUAUGACCAGAAAUGUGGUCAGAGGAUCAGACCAAGAAACGAGCGGUUCUCUGUCACUGACACACUUCCUUUUCACCGAACCGAGUUUCCUGUGUAGGGGCGGUUGCCAUGGAGACGGUGAACAGCGGCAUGGAGCCUACCGGCUGGAGAGCAAUGUGAGGGUAUGGUCAGACUUCUUGAGGAGCCACCUGCACCCUCACACACUCUGUCAUCCACGAGUACAACCACGAUGGGGAGGCCCACAAUCUGGAAGUGUUUGGCCAGGGGGAGGCUCUGCUCCAGGGCUCAGUGCUGGAGGAUCUAUAGGACAGACUCCACUUCUUCAUAGAGGGCUACCUACAGGGGUUCCAGGUGCUGUGUGACCUGGCCGAUGGCUUCUCCGGCCUGGGUUCAAAGGUCACUGAGAUGCUGCAGGACUCCUAUGGGGGACGGGGCAUCCUGAGCUGGGAACUUGCACCUGUUAGUCACCCAGACACAGUGGUGGCUGCGUACGGAGCCCUCCCCUUUCCUAUGGCGCAGGGCAGCUCUCUCCCUGACACCCUGGGUGACUGCGCAAACACGUUGCUGUGGAAACCCCUAUCGGCUUGCCCCGAGCAGGGCGACGGCCAUGAUUGACCGAAGCUGCACACAAGCUGCUCAAGGGUUUAGAGUUGCAGACUCUGGUUAGCGAGGUCCCCUAGUCUCCUCCUCCCAGUGCACACCUCCCUGCACCUGUCUCCGGCCCUGGGCCCGUGGCUGUUGGAGCUGCAGCGUGGUGCCAGCGCCCUGGACCCCCGCCGCAUCGCCCCCAGCUUCCUCUCCCGGGGUACUGAGCUGGCCGACUUUCAGGAGUCUCGGGAGCAACUCGGCCUCCUGGUUCGCUGUUACCGCGAUGAUAGCAGAGGCAUGAUGCGACGAUCGAUUGACUGACAUCCACAAGAGUCAUUUUCUCUUUUCCGUCUUCUGCAUUGUUAGCCCAGAACGAUUCUGCACACUCCAUACCAUCCGAAUAGAUGGGUCUCGAUGGACCGCGACUGGAAUUGACAGACCCACCCGUCCACAUUGUAUAGUCACCAGAGGAUCAACUCGAGAUCAUACAGACUCACUUAGACUCGAUAAGGAUUGGGGAUUCUGGUUGGAAACAAUGGACUCACUGUUUGAGAUGGUGACGGAGAACUGUUACGAUAGAAUAUUGAUGUUUUAAUUGACAAAAGAUAAUAGUUGGACAGUGAAACUAAGUCCUUAUGAAAUAAGAGAGAAAAUAGGGUGAUGGAAUAAGGAAAGGUCGAUGAAGGGAGAAUAUGGUAGGCUACAUAUGAGAACUGAUAGUCACUUCCCCCUCGAGUUUCAGAGUUUAUUCACCAUGUGCACAGGAUACAACAGGUGUAAAACAUUAGUGAAAUUCUUACUUUGAUCUCUUUCCCAACAAUGCAGUGAUAAUAUACUUUCAAAAAAAAUAAACCACAAGAAUGUAAGUGUGUGUACACAUAAAUGUUAAUCAUACAAAUGUCCAGUUGUCAAUAGUUUCCCAUAUUGGGAUAACAUAAGAUGGCAAUCAUGGUAAAUGUAUGCUAGAAUCUGUGGCAGUGAGGAAAUUAAAAGUGCAAUUAUGUUUGAAAUGUAGUGUUUCUAUUCAUGUCACUAGCUGGCAGCAUUGAAGUAUGGACAUAACUUCACGGACAGGUAAGAAAAAGCUGUUCCUUUAAGCACCAGCAACACCGAGGUGGAUUAAAUCCAUUACGCAUUUAAUCUCUGUAAAAAAGUUAAAAUCAUUAACAUUAAGAAUCAUUUAAUGGGGGCAAAACAUAUUUAAAGAUCUGUGUGGCCGCCCCCUUACAUCUACAAGCGGUGUUCAAUGUUUUGCCUAUAGCUUGAAACAAUCUUCUCUGUCGUGUCUAUUUGUGAGAAUCGGGUUCGCUCCAGCCUGAAUGACAAAAUGGAAAGUAUCUGUUAACCACACACCCACAGCUCAUUCGGAGGAAGCUGGCCAGAAGCAGUUAACCCCUAUCGCGUUUCAUAUCACCAUGACAAGAGAUCAAGAGAAGAGAAACUUGCGAGGAUUUCAAAAACGAGAGACAUAGAAUUAGAUGUCUAAAGUCUGUCUUCCAGAUAGCUAUUAGAUCAAUUAUCUUUCACCGACUAUGGACAACCUCAACUCCUCCAACACCUCCAGCUUGGACCCUACCUCCCCGGAUUCGGGCCGCCUGAUUUCGAGCAUCGUCCUGGGGUUGUGCUGUGCGUUGGGCCUCCCUGGUAACAUAGCUGUCCUGGUGUUCAUCCUGCGCGGCUCGUCCCGACGCCCCAAUUUUACCCUGUGCCUCAUACUGAACCUGGCGUCCUCCGACAUCUUAUGCCUGGCCACUGUGCCCAUGUGGAUUUAUUCUCUCCUGCACGGCUGGACUCUGGGCAGUGCCACCUGCAAGCUAGCCACCUUCCUGCUCUACCUCAGCCUGUACGCGAACGUGCUAACGGUCACUCUACUCGGUGUCCAGCGCUAUCUCCAGGUGUUAUACCCGCAAAUGUGGAACCGGCUGGGGCGCAAGGGGAAGGCGGCGCUGGUCCUGGCCCUGUGGGGGCUCGCCUGCGCCCUGACUGCACCCGCCGUGACCACUCGCUAUGUGGGUGAUGGCGAGCUCAAGUGCCGGAGACACAGUGAAUCCGAUGCUGAAAGAGUAGCGGUCCUCAUCUUGGAGACCUUUCUGGGGUUUGUGGUCCCAUUCUUUGUGCUGGUCACGUCCUACUGCUGCCUCCACCGGCGGGUGAACCAGACGGCGCUGUUCAACAGCGCCAGGUUGACGCGGCUGGUCACCAGUGUGCUGGUCGCCUUCUUUGUCCUCUGGGUCCCCGUGCACAUUGUCAACAUGGUGGACAUUGCCGGCAUGGUGCUGCGGGCUUCCCGGCCAGAGGCGUCGGCAGUGCUGCUGCGCCACAGGAGCGCGGCAGCACGUGUCGUCCGGAGCUUCACCUUUGUCAACAGCUGCCUGGACCCCUUCCUGUACGCCUUCGCCUCACGGAGGAACUGGAAGUAGCCCAAGCGGGAAGCAGGCCACAAAGAUCUGAUGUCUGAAGUCGUCCUCUGCAGGUGCGACAAAAAGGGAUGUGACUGGCAUGCCAACCCAUAACUCUAACCCUAACCCUACCCAUAACCAACCCCCCCUAACCGUAACAAGUCCUUUCACCCCUGCUAUUUGUCCUCAACAAAACCCACAUUAUUUGGUUGCUGAAUCUGGGUCUGUAUAGCCUGUACUUUCUGUGUAUCCAUAGAUCGCCAAAGGGACUAAUCUAGGCUACCCUAUCUCCCUUCAAGCUUGACCACUGUUGGUGAAAUCCAAAAUUAUAUAGCUUCCGUGAACUUUCUCAUGCAUAAAUAAAUUGGUAAUGUUUUCAUGAUUGACUAGAUUUUUGGUUUCUCUUGCAGUACACGUACUUCUGCUUUGGUUCAGAGGAGCCCCAAUUUCCCACUCUAAAAAAUCAACUAGGGCAUGUGUUUGAUUAGCAAACUAGAAAUAUGUUUGCAUUAAAUUAAUGAAUCGUGUUUAUGUUCAUUGUUUGUUGUACACGACUCAAAGAAAAUCCUGAUGAAUUAAAUUAAUUCAUGUCAAUCCAAUGACAAUGAGGUCCCUCAAUACAAUGACUCUGAUAUGGUUAGCUAUUGAGCAUGCUCCA
Messenger RNA from Oncorhynchus keta (chum salmon), 4162 nucleotides. Its product is annotated as leukotriene B4 receptor 1-like. Gene Ontology annotation, biological process: G protein-coupled receptor signaling pathway; immune response. Gene Ontology annotation, cellular component: membrane. Lineage: Eukaryota; Metazoa; Chordata; Actinopteri; Salmoniformes; Salmonidae. The coding region runs from base 2638 to 3525 and encodes 295 amino acids. The transcript has 5 exons. The record is from RefSeq and is a predicted model, not a curated record. Gene Ontology annotation, molecular function: G protein-coupled receptor activity.